AUGACAGAAGUAAACCUAGAGACUGACACAUGAGGUAAUGCCUUUGCUGCAUAAUUAAUUCAGAUUCUGACUUGGAUGCUGUCCCUUACCUGCCUGCUGUUCACACCCACAACCUGGGAUCUGUUCACACCCACAACCUGUGUUUUGUUUCCACCCAAAGCUAGCUGUCCAGCCUGAGUGCUGCUCUCAUUAAGCCUGGUAAUCCUUUACUUUCUAGUGGGGAUACAGGAUACUGAUAAUUCUGCAGGGCCUUUCUGCAAGUUCCCACAUGUGUCAAAGGACAAAUAAAUUCCUUCACAAUUCACUGAGAAAAACUUGGGUAUGAAUAAGUGGAAAGAACCACAGAUGAUGAUCCUAAAACUCUUAACAUCAUACUGGUGAGGGCAGCAUCAGGGGUAUAUGAUAGCUCAAGUAUUGCAUGGCACCUCACACCUACCUGAGCCUGACCUGGGGCACGAUCAUCUGCAUUAUCCCUGCAGUAAAGAUGCAUUUUUAGAGGUGUAGAGCACUGAAGACUGGCUUGAUACUUCUAUUCAAGCGGUUGGGCAAAUAAUAUUCCUGUAGUUUUCUGUGUGUGUACCUCCCUCCAUGCUCUUAACCUAGUGGGAGUGACUUUGUUUAUAGUCAAACGCAUAGUUCUUUCUCCAUUUUGUGUGAAUUAUUCCAUUGACUUCAGUAGGGCUAAUUAUGUGUGUCAAGAAUCUAGGUACAUGCACACCUGUUUGUGGAACUGGGGCCAAAAUGACUAGUGAGACCAUAUUGAAACUGGUGUUUUCACAAGUCUCAGAACUUACUAGAUUGGGAAACUGUUGCCUUCAACACUAAACACUAGACUUGUGAAUUAUACACCACUGCAAAUGUAUCCAUAUCAGAUACCUGUAGAGCAGUCGCCUGCAGUUCAGUUAACAAAAUGUUAUCCAACUUCUGAAUAAGGCAUCCAGCUUAGAUGCCUUAUUCAGCAAAGUAGUGUUUCAGUUUCUCAUUCCCUUAAACUCUGAAGUUGCUAAGUCUGAAUGUACUGGUGCAUUGGAACGCUCCACAGUGCAACAUCCAUGAAGGCAAUCUUUAAAGAGAAAAACUCCUGAUAGUGACUAUAGUUCUUGGAGAUGCAUUGUCCACAUGCCCUUUCUGCAACCUGCACUUCCUUUUCUUUCUUAAUCCUGCCCACCUGAGCUGUGACUGACACAUACUGUUCUUUAUGCACUUGGUGCAGAGCACAAGAAGGAAAUAGGUGCAUGUGCAUUAUACAAACCCUGUUGACCAAAGUCUCUAAGCUCAGCUGCAUGACACACACGCGUACCUCAUGGGAUUCAUAGAAUGUGGGCUGGAAGAGACUUUGGAAGAUCAUUGGGUCCAGCCCUCCUGCACCAAGCAGGAUGUGUGUAUAGGCAAUGCAUCUUGAAGAUCUCCAAUUUCUAUAUGGUAAGUUAUUAUGCUCUUCUGCUCUACCCUGAUCCCAUAGGGAAUCCUAAAAUCCUCUGCACUGAAUGAAUGGAAACACUGUUUUCUCCUGGUUCCCCAAAGAAAUCCAUACGAAUAAGGUUUUUUUCUUCUUUUUUUUUAACAAUAAAGUGCAAAUACAUAAAUAAAGUAUUCUGUAAAGAAAUCAUAUGUAUUCACCUUAUGCAAGUAAAGUAGUCACUCACAGCGUGAGUUAUUGCUGUGAUGAAGUGUGGUGUUUGCUGAGAAGUGUAGUUUAUGCUCCCAGCAAUGGACCAGUGUUUUAGGGCCUUCCUCCAGCAGGACUUCUGCACUGUGUUGAGGUCGCUUGCUCCAAAAAGUGAACUUUUUAUGGUCCCUUCCCAUAUCACUGGCCCAUCAUGUUUUAGAAUCAGUGUGCAGUAGGUUCAGAGGAACUGUUGCAUGUCUGAAUAUGAAUGUUUCAACACCGGGUCUCAAGCGAUUGAGAAGAUAACUACUGUAUAUUGACUUUCAAUUCUGGUUGGAGAUUUUUUUUAUAUACUUUAUAUAACUUCAUUGGUAUAGUUUUGCUCAUUGAAAGAGAAGAGAUGAUCAUUAUUGAGGAAUGCAUUUGAAGUAGAGCAAUGUAGGAACUGUUUGCUUAUUUGCGCCCCCUUUUUUUAUUCAUCUAGUUUUAAUUUGCUUUUUAAAAAUACUGUCUUCAAGAUCUGAUCGAUUCCACUACCCUUAUUAAAUCACUUCAUAGAUUAUUCUUGAUGAGCCAUAGGAAAAACACCUUUCCUGCAUGUUCAUUUGGCAUGUGAGGUAGUUUUGAUCACAGAUUGGAAGGGGGAGGAGUUCAAGCUUGGAAUGUAAAUACCUAGAAGUGAAGCAGUAUAAAGUAACACCUGAGAAAUCUCACAGUCGAAGCAGGCUGCUCACAAAUGGCUGUCCCAAGGUCUCUCUUAGUUCUGGAGAACUUCAUAGGUGGUAAAUUUGUUCCCUGCUCCUCUUACUUAGAUUCCUAUGAUCCGUCCACAGGAGAAGUGUAUUGCAGAGUGCCAGACAGUGGCAAAGAGGAGGUGGAAGCUGCAGUCAGUGCUGCCAGAGAUGCCUUUCCAUCCUGGUCAUCUAAAAGCCCUUGGGAAAGAUCUCAGAUAAUGAACAAGUUAGCAGAUUUGAUUGAGCAGGAGCUCGAGGCAUUUGCACAAGCAGAAUCAAAGGAUCAGGGAAAAACCAUUACAUUUGCUAGAACAGUGGACAUCCCUCGGGCAGUGUAUAACUUACGGUUCUUUGCCUCAUCUAUUCUUCACCAUACUUCAGAGUGCACACAGAUGGACCAGAUGGGGUGCAUGCAUUACACCAUGAGAGUCCCUGGAGGAAUUGCUGGUUUAAUUAGUCCUUGGAAUUUACCACUUUACUUGCUGACAUGGAAAAUCGCCCCAGCCAUUGCAUGUGGAAACACUGUCAUUGCCAAGCCAAGUGAGAUGACAUCUGUCACUGCUUGGAUGAUGUGCAAACUCUUGGAUAAAGCAGGAAUCCCUCCAGGGGUGGUAAACAUCGUGUUUGGAACUGGCCCCAAGGCUGGGGAAGCGAUUGUCUCCCAUCCUGAUGUGCCACUGAUCUCCUUCACUGGGAGUACACUCACGGGCCAGCUCAUCAUGGAGAGGAGUGCCCCACGCUGCAAAAAACUCUCUCUGGAACUUGGAGGCAAGAAUCCUGCUAUCAUCUUUGAGGAUGCUGACCUGGACCAGUGCAUCCCUACCACUGUGAGAUCCAGCUUUGCAAAUCAGGGUGAAAUCUGCCUUUGCACCAGCAGGAUCUUUGUUCAGAGAGGCAUUUAUCAUGAGUUUUUGAAGAGGUUUGUUGAAGAAACCAAAAAAUGGAAGGUUGGGAGCCCCUCUGAUCCCACAGCCAACAUGGGGGCCCUGAUAAGCAAAGAACACUUAGAAAAGGUGAAGAAGUAUGUGAAGAAGGCAGAGGCUGAAGGAGCUAGAAUUCUGUGUGGAGAGGGGAUCGAGUCCUUGCAGCUUCCAACCAGAAAUCAGAAUGGCUAUUUCAUGCUGCCUACAGUCAUAACUGAAGUGAAGGAUGAAUCCUGCUGUAUGCAGCAAGAGAUCUUUGGUCCUGUGACAUGUGUGGUAGUGUUUGAUACAGAAGAAGAAGUGAUUAAGAGAGCCAAUGGUAUCAAGUAUGGCCUGGCAGCCACUAUAUGGUCAAGUAAUGUAGGGUGUGUUCAUCGUGUGGCUAAAAGACUGCAAUCUGGUUUGGUGUGGACUAAUUGCUGGCUUAUCAGAGAUCUGAACUUGCCAUUUGGUGGCAUGAAAUUCUCUGGGAUAGGCAGGGAAGGAGCAAAGGACUCCUAUGAGUUUUUCACAGAGGUCAAAACCAUUACAAUAAAACAUUAAAUUUGCCAAUGCAAGUAUUUUAUGGCCAGUGAAAUUAUUUUGAUUUAACCUUAGCUACACAUCUCUCCGGGACAUAGCACUUUUUAAAAAUCUAUUUUUUUGGAAAGCUAAAGGUGCUCAUCAUAAUUAACAGCAGAUUAUAUAGCCCACCAUAUUAGACAAGAAGACAGGUAUGGACUCUGUAUGAUCCUCAGGCCAAAAACAUGAUUACUUAGGGAUCAGGGAAAUCUUGAGGCUUUUGCCAUCUUCUCUUCAAAAACCUUUCCCCCAAAAGGCAGAUUGCAGACAAGUUAAUAAAUAAUGAGGAUUGUUGUCAGUGAAUUACUUUGAAUGGCAAAUACACAAGUGAAUUAUGUAGUUAUACUUUAAUGGUAAUACUUUAAAGUGUAUUUCUAUAUAAGUGAGUAUGUCUCGUGCUAUAUAUUCACAUAUAUAUUUCACUGUUGUCAUCAAACUAGCACUGAGGCAAGUUCAUGCUAAAAUGCCCACAGCAGUACCUUUCACCUGUUCCUUUUUUGGUAAAUUGUAAACUCAUGAUAUUCAUGCAAUGCACAAGAAUAGCAAACAUUUUUUAUCAUAACCUAUUUUGAAAUAUAUAGCAGUAUCAUCAUUUUAUUAAAACCAAAGUGAACAUUUCUCACCAGGGCUUAUCAUUUGCAGGGUUCCUAGGAUGGUAUUUUUUUAUAUUCCUGCACAGCAAUUGUCUGGCAGAAAAUAUAUGCCAGCCUACUCAUGGAUACAGGCUGAAUGUGACUCCUUGUAGAAAGACUAGGCUACUUGUUGCAACAAAUUAAAAAUAUUCAUAUUACCCUUUAUUUCUUUUGGAGGGAUUCUGUGGGAGUGGUGCAUUUGGCAAAGGUUUUCACAGUCAAUUAAAACAGGAUUGGAAUUGCAGGCAAUUUUGCUGCCACUUGCCAUCAAACACCAAUGACAUUUUCAGAGCAGCUUUUUGUGAGGUGUGUUUUCAGGGUUUGAGCUGUUUCAUGACGGGAUUGUAACUGCAUGGUUCCAGGACUGGCUUCACCUGUACCAUGCAUUCAUAAGUAGCUGAAGCCAUUCUGACUAAUUUUCUCAGGUCUUUUCUGGAAGGAGACAUGUCACCCAGACACAGAAAAGUGAUUGCCAUGGAUCAAAGUUGUCAGGGUGGGGAAUAGAAAAUUAUCCUUCCUGUGCCUUGCAACAAAGAAAAUGCAGGGAAGAUGUCAAGGUGGUCUGGAGGAAUAUUUUUUGCUGAUCUACAGGGUGGAGGGGUACUGCAUGUGACAGAAGACCAAGAGGCACAUGGAAACAAUCGCUCAGGUUUGUUUGGAGCAGCAUCUGGACUUUGAAUGCUAAUCGAAACUUUUACAUUGUGAGGUCCCCACUGAUUCAUUUUAUCCAUUCCUCCCUCCCCACCCAUAUUAAGACUACUUACUUUGUAGUCUUUUAAAUAUAUGCUUUCCAGAGCAAUAUUUUCAUUGCAUAUACCCAUACAUAGUUUGGUUAUAUUAAUGAUGGGAUUUGUAUGUUUUUUAUACAGUUCAGAGAGCCCAAAGGUAACUUGAAAUUGUCCUAGCUGGAGCAGACCCCUUAUCUUUGACAAGCCGCCUGUUGGGGUGGGAGGGGCUGAUGGCAUAGAUACCUAGUCCAUGAUACUUUAACAUUGCUCCAAUAGUGUUGGAGGGCGGCCCAAGGAUAUGAACUUUCACUGUUAGGUUGAAAAAAAUCUUCCAUUCAAGGAGCUGAUUAUGCUUGUGUGUUUGCUAGACUUGGGUGAAAAAUAGGUUUUCUGCUUUGUGGGAAACUGUUUUUUUGAAAUUUCCCAUGAACAGAAGUUCCCCUGUUCCUUACAGCUGCUCAAUGAAACUGAUAUUCUUGUCCACUACAUUUUACAAUGCAGACAAACUGAGAGGCACAGACCCUGGCAGUCAAACCCCAGGUAAGCCAGAUAGCCCAAGACUUUGAGUUUCUGCACUUCAAAGAAAGAGCCUGGCAUGGCUUUGGCAUGGCUGGCUGGCCCUGAACCAUGGACACAUCUGCUGUGCUACCAGCUGACAACCCCAGGGCCAGGGAACCCUGCCUUUGGGCAGUUUAUCUAAUGGGUCUGCCCUGGUGCCCUACCUGGACUCCUUGUCUGCCUGGAGUCCAGGCAGGAUUUCAUUAGAACUUUGCCUUUGAUUCAGCAAAGCCAAAUGAACCCGAGAUGUUUUAAAUUGGAAUUUUUUAUGAAUUUUUUUGUCAGAAAAUUUCUGACCAAUGCUCCCUGUGACUACAAUUGGUGGGGGGGACAACAGUGUAUGUGCUUCAUUCAUUCUUCCUUCCUAUUAAGUUGUUACCAGAAAAAGUAAUUAUUACAUGAGUAUGAUGGACUCUCCUGAAUCAAUUAUAAAUGUCCUUUGAAGAACGAGACCAGAGCUGUAGGAUGACUAAUAGUAAUCAAUCUAUAGAGGAAGGCAUGUUGUACAGGGGGCAAAUUCUAAAUGUCUCCUUCUAUGACCAGUACUGCUCUGCCCCUCUCUGGGUUCAGCUUCAGUGAGCUGCUUUUUAUGUAAGCAUUGGUUUUGUCCUGGCACUAAGCAAGAUGCGGCCUGAUACUUUACAUAAAGUAGAUGUCAGCCUGCGUGUAGUAUGUAUAAGUGCACUAUGCACUUCAUGCUGCAGUGUCCCUCAACAAUUUCAGUGCAACGGUGAAUAAUAUGGAGAAUAGGCCUGAGUCUUGGGUGAGCACUACAUAGAUGCUACGAUAGUUGUCAGUAAGUGGCCCUAUAGGCUUCAACUUGGGUCUUUUUUAUCCUUUCCCUACAGCUUCUUGAAGACAGAACUAGAGUAUUGUGUGAUAGAAAGGAUCAAAAAAUAAAAACUAAGGACAUUCAGCAGGAUGAAGUUGUUUGAUACUUCCCUUGUGUAUUGGUAGGAGGAGAUCCUAUAACCAAAAUAAAUGCUGUGUAUGUAUUCCACCAUCUCUGAUUUUCAUCCUUCUGAUCUUUUUGAAUAGCAGAUCAUCUGAAUAAUACACAAUGAUGUGAUGAGGGAUAGGUCUUGGAAGAACACUGGUGCUAAAGCAUCUCGAGCAAUAGUUAUGUUAUGGUUUUAGUGUCCAAUUUAUUCUUCUAUUUCUUGCCCUCCUAUAUUUGUAAACAGAUGUCACCUUUGUGCCCCCAUAAAAAUGUUUAUGGCAGCAAAAAGGCCAAGCAAACAGACAUCCAUACCCCUUAUUGCACCACAGAUGCCCAAAGUCUGUGGCUGCAACAGAGAUGGUAUGAAUUUGUGCUGCUGUUUUGCAGCAUGUGUCUAUUUGCUUUAAGGCGUGGAGCUGCUCACAUUCUCCAGCCACCCCAGGUAGGCAUUUCCAGCCUAUGCAGGAUUGAGCCCCAUAACCCCUGGGAGUGUCUGCCCAGAUUCCCCCUUAGGGAUUCACCAGGUGCACAUCUCUACAUAUUUUGGAACAACUUUGCACAUCCUGGAACAGCUGAUCCACUUCGUUUGCCAACAUUUGUUUAUGCCCUUAGAUAAAUAUUUCCUAUAUACAUGUUUUGGAAUGUGCAGGUUUCAGAUGCUGCUGUGAUAGGAUCUGGUGGAAGUUUCUUCUUAUCUGGUGAUGAGACGAAUGCUUAUUUCUUCAUGAAGAAUGAUUUCUUAUGUCUCUAAUGUUCAUAUCCAGCCUCAGGUCCCUGUCUGGGCAGUAUGGAUCUCAUUUGUGUGGGUCUGUAAAUGAGCUGUAAAAUGGAGAAUUCAGACCGCAGGUUUUGGUCUGUGGUGACAACUGCAGUCUGCCUGGGUAAAGAAGUUUCUCAAGAAGUAAAUUUUAUUAAAUUGAUUCCUGCGUCAAGCAACAUCCCCCUUGAGUCCUCUAUCUCUUGGCAGAAUUUGGUGUUUAGAAUUAAACUGAAUGCUUGGAUAUAUGAGUAAUCUUGUCUUUGAACUCUGGGAUUAAGUGGAUAUACUCAAUGGAUUUUCCUUUGAGUGAGCUUUUCCUUUGUUUGAGCCUGAAGUAAACAGAAUACUUUAGUAUUUAGAUUUUCUUCCCUGUAUUUUACUCUGUGUUGUGAAUAGAACAUCAAGGGCAGAGUGGACUUAAUUCCAGGCCUGAGAUGUCAGACAGCCAGGUUUCUAUGAAAUUGUCUAAGAUGGGCAUCUUGACACAUUUGUUGACUGACCUGAUGAUAAUUGAAUUCAUGUGACCAUUUCAAGGAUUGCAUUACUUUUUAUGUAAGCCUUGAAGAAUUAAUGCUUCAGAUGGAACAAAUUUUUAACACCUGAAAGAUUAUCUGGCUAAUGCAAAGUUGUUACGGUAUGUGGGAAGGUAUGCAUUUGUCAUGACAAUUCUCACCUUGCUUACUAAUCGGGUUUUUGUCUUUCAUUUGGGCUUUUCUUAAUGUUUUUUCAAAUUUGUAUUCAAUUGAAUCUAUUAGUAAUGCUUGAAAACAGAUUUGCUCAGGGAGAUUAUGCGGCUGCUGUACAAAGAAGUGGAAGGUAAGAAGGGGAACUGAUUGAACAGUGCAUAUACUGAGUUCAGUUACAUCCUUGCUCCUACAUACUUUUCACCUUUGACAAAUAACAGUUAUUUUGCUUAGCUUCUAUUUCUUUUUCUGAUGAAAGCAGAAUUCAAACCCUUCUCCCUUAAUAAUUACUUGAGUAAUCAGAAAUACACAAUACAAUGGCAGGGUAUUGCAAGAAAACUGAGGUUGUUUGUGGAACCUUAACUAUGAGUGUAUAAGCUCUCAACAAUGAAUGUGUAGGCUCUCAAAUUCAUCAGUAGGUAGAGCUAAUGUACUCUGUCUGAAUUUCUACUUCCAGCACAGAAGUAAUGUGAAAGAUAAAGUUUUAAGGCUAAAAUGACAUUGUACUGGUCUCAAGGGUUUAAGAAUGAAUCUUUACUAGAUAUGAAAGAUUUUUUUUGAAAACUUACAAAGGCCCAUAACACAGAGAAUUGAAAUGUUCACAGUACUUGCCUUUAAGUAUAUAAUUAUUGCUUCACAGGUAAUUAAUUUGUUAGCUAAAUGGAUAAACCAAAAAAACAACAAACCAAAACUGCUUGGUUUGAACAGUGGUGACAAAGCCCAAAACUAACUGUCCCAUCAUUGUGCCAUGUCUGGAAAUGUAAUAUCUUUAAAUCUCUAAUAAGAUGUACCUCUGAAUAAUAAACAGUCUGUAAUAAGAUUUACCUCA
Messenger RNA from Alligator mississippiensis (American alligator), 8957 nucleotides. It is a transcript of the gene ALDH8A1, whose product is annotated as aldehyde dehydrogenase 8 family member A1. The coding region runs from base 2346 to 3809 and encodes 487 amino acids. Gene Ontology annotation, biological process: retinoic acid metabolic process. The transcript is spliced from 7 exons. The record is from RefSeq and is a predicted model, not a curated record. Gene Ontology annotation, molecular function: retinal dehydrogenase (NAD+) activity. NCBI's taxonomy places the organism in Eukaryota, Metazoa, Chordata, Crocodylia, Alligatoridae.